Messenger RNA from Acanthosepion pharaonis, 2055 nucleotides. The record is from the annotation of a GenBank genome assembly. NCBI's taxonomy places the organism in Eukaryota, Metazoa, Mollusca, Cephalopoda, Sepiida, Sepiidae.
AUGUUUCUUCGUUUCAUAUUUUCUUGUUCUCUUUUUCGAUUUUAUUUUUCCUCAUUUGUUAAAUGUCUUUUCGGCAUUCUCAUCCUUGUACACUUUCUUUAUUUCUAUUUUCUUGUCAUGUUUUUUCUUGUUUCUGUUUAUUUUUAUGCAUUUAUUUCUGUAUUCUCAUUUUCCUUCACUUCAUUUUUUUUUAUAUUUCCUUCUACAUUAAAACUUUUCGCGUUCAUCUUUUUCUCAAUUUCUCUCUUCUCCCUUCCUCCUUUUCUGUCUCUCUUUUUCUCUCACUCAUUCUCUCUUUUUCUCUCACUCUUUCUCUUUUUCUCUCACUCUCUCUCUCUUUCUCUCUCUCUCUCUUUUUCUCUUAAUCUUUCUCUUUCUCUCCUGUUCUUUCUCUUUUUCUCUUUAUUUUUCUCUAUUUCUUUCUCUUUCUUUUUCUUUCUUUCUUUCUUUCUUUCUUUCUUUCUAUUUCUUUCUCUUUCUACUUCUUUCUCUUUUUCUUUCUUUUCUCUUUCUUUCUUUCAUUUUAUCUCUCUUUCUUUGUCUUUCUCUCUAUUUCUUUCUCUCUUUCUUUCUUUCUUUCUUUCUUUCUUUCUUUCUUAUUAUCUCUCUUUCUUUCUCUUUCCCUUUUACUUUCUCUCUUUUUCUUUCUCUUUCUCUCUAUUUCUUUCUCUUUCUCUCUCUUUCUUUCUCUUUUUUUCUUUCUCUUUCUCUCUCUUUCUUUCUCUUUCGUUUUCUUUCUCUUUCUUUCUCUUUCUCUCCGCCAUCGGAACGCACCAGCGGGUCGACACCAACAAACCAACUCAGUGCGAUCUGUCAACUAGGGCCAGUCGUAGAAAAAGCGUGGGCCGCUGGCGAGGCUUGCGGAAAAUGACAGGCGUUAAGGAGAUUCAGUCAAGUCUUCUUUCAUGUCGUAUAGAUUUUUUUAUCGCAUUUUCCUUGCCAGAUUCACUAAAUAGUAUGCCUUUUUCUGUAAGACCUCGGUCAUCACAGAGACAUUUUUUCAUCCUACUCUCUUAUUUUCUCUUUCCUCUCGUUUCCCUUCUUUCAUUAUUUCUUCGUUCUUUUCCACAUCAUUUUGUUCAUAUUUUUAAACAGCAUAUAUUUUUAUUCACUUUAUUCAUUUUUAUUUGCUUCUGUUCUUUCUACACAUUUUUCGUCCUACCUAUCGUUAUUAUGAUUAACCUCAAAUUUACUUUUGAUCUUUUUUUUUACUUACAAUUUCCCUCUACUUUUCGUUUCUUUUCACCCUUCUCUUUAACCUCUCUUCUUACCCACUAUUUUACCUCCAUUUUGCCCUCUUUUUCCUCCCCUUUUACUCUCUUUUUACCUCCCUUCUUACACUCUUCAAUGCUCUCUUUCUUACCUUCCUUUUACCUUCCUUGUUACACUCUUUAUUGCUCUCUUUCUUACCCUCCUCCUUACCCUCUUUUUACCUCCCUUCUUACACUCUUCAAUGCAGUCUUUCUUACCUUCCUUUUCCCUCCCUUGUUACACUCUUUAAUGCUCUCUUUCUUACCCUCCUUCUUACCCUCUUUUUACCUCCCUUCUUACACUCUUCAUUGCUCUCUUUCUUACCUUCCUUUUCCCUCCCUUCUUACACUCUUUAUUGCUCUCUUUCUUACCCUCCUCCUUACCCUCUUUUUACCUCCCUUCUUACACUCAUCAAUGCUCUCUUUCUUACCUUCCUUUUACCUCCCUUCCUCUUUUUACCUCCCUUGUUACACUCAUCAAUGCUCUCUUUCUUACCUUCCUUUUACCUCCCUUCCUCUUUUUACCUCCCUUCUUACACUCUUCAUUGCUCUCUUUCUUACCUUCCUUUUCCCUCCCUUCUUACACUCUUUAUUGCUCUCUUUCUUACCCUCUUCCUUACCCUCUUUUUACCUCCCUUCUUACACUCUUCAAUGCUCUCUUUCUUACCUUCCUUUUACCUCCCUUGUUACACUCUUUAAUGCUCUCUUUCUUACCCUCCUUCUUACCCUCUUUUUUACCACCCUUCUUACACUCUUCAAUGCUCUCUUUCUUACCUUCCUUUUACCUCCUUGUUACACUCUUUAA